Messenger RNA from Menidia menidia (Atlantic silverside), 10712 nucleotides. Lineage: Eukaryota; Metazoa; Chordata; Actinopteri; Atheriniformes; Atherinopsidae. The record is from the annotation of a GenBank genome assembly.
CCCCCAGGUGCCCACGGAGUGAGAGAGGAGCCCAGGUUUGUGACGGCGCGUGCUGGAGAGAGCGUGAUCCUGGGGUGCGACGUGUCCCCUCCCCUGGAUGGCCAGCAGCCCCCCUAUGUGGUGGAAUGGUUCAAGUUUGGAGUGCCUAUUCCCUUCUUCAUCAACUUCCGCUACUACCCUCCACAUGUGGAUCCAGAGUACACUGGUAGAACCUCUCUGCAUGGGAAGGCCUCCCUGCAGAUCGACCCGGUGCGCUCUGAGGACCAGGGCUGGUACGAGUGCCGGGUCCUGAUGCUGGAGCAGCAGUACGACACCUUCCACAACGGCAGCUGGGUGCACCUCACAGUGAACGCCCCACCAUCAUUUACAGCGACACCGCCGCAAUAUGUAGAGGCAAAGGAGGGGGGGAGCACUCUGCUUAGCUGCUCUGCCCAGGGAAAUCCAAAACCUAUCAUCAGCUGGCUGAGGGAAAGGGAGGAGCUGGCAACCAACGCAAAGUACUCGGUUCAUGACGGCAGUUUAAGCAUUCUUGGCAUCACCAGAGAUGACAGAGGGGCGUACACCUGCAGAGCCUACAGUGACCAGGGGGAAGUGCUCCACACCACCCGUCUGCUGGUUCAAGGGCCUCCAUACAUAGUCUCACCACCUGAAAACGUCACAGUCAACAUUUCCCAGAAGGCAGUCUUCACCUGCCAAGCGGAGGCGUAUCCCGGCAACCUGACCUACACCUGGUUUUGGGAGGAGGAUAACGUCUACUUCAAGAAUGAUCUGAAGCUCCGAGUCCGCAUCCUCAUCGACGGCACCCUCAUCAUCCUCCGGGUCAAGCCAGAGGAUGCCGGGAAGUACACCUGCAGUCCGAGCAACAGCCUCGGCAUCUCGCCCUCAGCGUCAGCCUACCUGACUGUUCAGUACCCUGCUCGAGUGAUCAACAUGCCCCCGGUCAUCUACGUCCCUCGGAAACUGCCAGGCAUCAUCCGCUGCCCAGUGGACGCCAACCCACCCGUCGCAUCAGUGAAGUGGGAGAAAGACGGCUAUCCGCUCAGAGUGGAGAGGUAUCCCGGUUGGAGCCUGAUGCCAGAUGGAAGUAUCCGGGUGGCAGAGGCCACAGAAGACUCCCUGGGCACCUACACCUGUGUGCCUUACAACGCCCUGGGUACCAUGGGCAUGUCCCCCCCUGCCACUUUGGUGCUAAAGGAUCCCCCUUACUUUAAUGUGAGGCCUGGGGGGGAGUACCGUCAGGAGGCUGGGAGAGAGCUAGUAAUCCCCUGUGCUGCUUCUGGAGACCCUGAUAUACCAACAAUCACCUGGAGAAAGGUGGGGAAGCCAAGCAGGAGUAAGCACAACAUCCUACCCAGUGGCAGCUUACAGUUUCUGUCCCUCAGCAAGGAGGACCAUGGAGAGUGGGAGUGUGUAGCCACCAAUGUGGUCACAAGCAUCACUGCCAGCACGCGUAUCCUAGUCAUCGGCACCAGCCCACACGCUCCUGGCAAUAUCCAUAUAUUGCCCUCAACAACCUCUGCUAAUGUUUCCUGGGAACCAGGUUACGAUGGCGGCUUCGAACAGACGUUCUCAGUGUGGUACGGUUCAGUGUCAAAGAGAGUAGACGCCGGUCCUCAUGACUGGGAUUCCUUGCCAGUUUCUGGUGCUCAGAUCUGGUUGGUGGUGCCGGGAUUGGAGCCUGGGACGGAGUACCAGUUCAGUGUGCUGGCGCAAAACAAACUGGGCACGGGCCCAUUCAGUGAAGUUGUGACAGUCACCACUGCAGGCUCUCCUCUGGGUACCCCAGAACCACUGGUGCUUCUUACUCCACCACGGUGCCUCACAGCCAAUCGCACGCAGCACGGUGUCCUCCUCACAUGGCUCCCUCCGGCCAACCACUCUUCACCCAUUGACCGAUAUAUCAUGGAGUUCCGCCUCGGGGAGAAGUGGGAGGUUCUGGAUGACUUGAUCCCAUCCACUGAGACUGAGCUCAUAGCAAGAGACCUUAUUCAGGACUCUUGGUAUGAGUUUCGAGUUAUGGCGGUCAUGGAUGAUCUGAUUAGUGAGAGCAGCAAUGUAGUGGGAGUGUCCAGUACAGACCCCUUCCCUGCUCCAGAGUUACCUGAGGAGGGGCUGGCGCGGCCUGUGGUGGCAGGUGUUGUGGCGACUAUCUGCUUUCUGGCGGCAGCAGUACUGUUCAGCACUCUAGCAGCUUGCUUUGUUAAUAAGCAAAACCGACGAAAACUCAAGCGUAGACCAGAUCCUCCUUUGUCGGUGACACACUUCAGGAAAAGCAUUGAGUCGCCGUUAUCAUCUGGCAAGAUAAGUCCAGAGAGCUCCCCUCCAUCUCGUCCACGUUCUCUCUCAUCGGAGGGUUCCCAUGGUCCAGGCCUGUAUGUCAGAAAGCUGCCCAGUCCUCAAAGAGAAAAAGACAAAGAGCUCUCUUUCUACAAGAAAACCAAGCGUGCCAUAGCCAGCAAGAAAUACAGCGUGUCCAAACACGAGGCGGAGGUCACCACGCCUAUAGAGCUAAUAAGCCGUGGCCCCGAUGGCCGCUUCGUCAUGGAGACCAGCCCGCUUCCUCGCCGUAUCCAGGGCUUCCCCUUCGCAGAGGAGUCUGACAUGUACCCUGAGUUCCGGCAGUCUGACGAGGAGAAUGAUUUUGACCCCGGGCCUUUGCCGCCCAUCAUGCCCACGCUGCGGCCCCAGCUGUCCCCAACGUCCUCCAGCCUGGAGUCAACGCAGCCCCCCACCUACAGCCCCCGCCUCCACAGGCCCAUGGAAGGUAUGAGCUUUGCAGAGGGCAGUGCACUCCACGCCUCGGGGCAGGCGCCCACCUCCCGCUACAGGGGCUUUCCCCAGGGCCCGUUCUAUGGGUAUCUAGGCAGCCGCGGUGAAUCAGGGAUUCCGCCACCAUUCUACAUGCCUGACAUCAGCCCGCGUAGCUCCGCUCUGUCCUCCCCGCCGGGCACCGCCGAGGGGCCCUUUGGCUACCCCUCCAUCCCCGAGGAGAGUGGAGAGAUGGAGCACCAUCAUUACACUGCCUCCGGUCACUCUCUGUCUCACACACACAGCCCUCCCCCCCGCUCGCCCGAAAGCUGGCAGCCUCACGAGUUACCCUUUCUCGGUCUAGAGGGCCCACGGUUCAUAUACCCGCCCCACCAUCCCUUACAUCACCCCCAGGACCUCCCCGACCCACCCCCGUACCCUCCUCACUCUCACCCCUCUAGUCGCUUGCACCUCCCUCCGCUGAAGGAUCCGUCCAGUCCCGGGCUCCUGCAGCUGGAGGUGCCGGUGGCUCCCCCCGGCAGAGACCGGCCCCCGGGGCCCCCGGUUAGGCGUUUAGCUAUGCAACAGGCCCAGAGUCUCGGCCAGCUCAGACACACGGCCCACGGUGUGGGCGUACCAGUGUUGCCUUACCCUGACCCGGCAGCCCGCGCAGGGAGCCCAAGCACAGCCCCCAGUAGUAGCCCUCAGUCCUGGCUCAGUCCGAGGGCAGGGCGCCGGGCAGACCCCAGCCUACCCCCGCUGGUCCUCCAGCCUUCCCGUCUCUCCCCGCUCUCCCAGAGCCCGCUCAGCACCCAGCCGGGUUCGCCAGAUAUCCUGGUGCGGCCCCCGCCCCGCCCCAGCAUCCUCCGCACCUCCCGGUCUCUGGAGAUGCCCGAGCUCACCCUGCAGCCCUCCGCCACGGUCAGUUUCUCCCGGAGGUCCUCUCUGACCGCCUCCCCCAUUCAGAGCCAGGGCGCCAAGCAGCCCAGCCCCAGUUAUCACGCCCACAUGUCCUACGCCUCCACCGCAGCCAGUUACCCCUCCCAGUCCCCCUCUCCCCCUCCAGAGGGCAGGGAUGUUUUCGGGCAGAGGCCAUCCCAGAGAAGGACAGAGGAGGAGAUGCUACCCUCAGAGCCCUCCCAGCUCCAGAUAUCAGCCUCAGGCUAUCUGGGCAGCGUUGUUGUGACCCGGUCCCCUACGCCACAAUAGUGACAUAUGAUGGACAUCUCUAAAGCUUUGUGUUCUUUUGCCUUUUUAAAACAGUUCAUGUUUGGCACAACAGCUUGACUUAAUGUGAACAUUAAGUCAGGGUGUUGAGGCCGUUUGUAUUCAGUGACCGAGGCGACACUGAGCCUCACCAAGCCGAGCUUAAGUGAUAUGAGAUUAUGAGGUUAUUUUAUUUCAUUGCAUCAUUUUAUGAGAGAUGGACAACAAAACCAGAGUUUGCAUUGUGAGGUAAAGCUGCCUAUGAAACAGACUGUGAAAGUGAACAUACUUAAACGUGAUAUGAUUAUUUUCCCGAGGACAUUGAUUGUUUUCAUUCAAAGUGGCAUGUAUCACUCAUGAAAUGAAAAUAGUUCAGAUUUCAGAAACAUGUCCCUGUUUUUGUUACAUUUAGCUCAUAUUUGCAGACUGGGCCGUCAGCUGACCGCUGAAUGAAUGAACCAGCUUGAGGGGGUCGGCAAUUUUUUUCACUCGGUGUGGAAGCAAGAAUUGAUUUAACAAUGAAAACGACUCGGAUUUUGUUUACAAUAACAGCAGAGCCCCAGGCACAAGACACCUGAGUUACGAGUUGUUAUACAUUUAAUCAAAGUUUGCUAAUAAAUAAAAUGUAGAUUCCAUGUAUCUGCUUUCAGGGAUUCAUUACUUAGAAUGCAGCUCUUAAGGGUGAGACAUUAAUCUUAACCCAGAGACAUCUUUUUCAGGAGUCCAUCAAAACAAGACUUAAUAUCUUUCAGAUCAAUUCUAUUAUUAAAGUUACAAAGAAGUGUGAAAUGAAAGCUAUAAAUUCAUGCAUGUAAUUUGUAUAGAGUUACAAAUUAGCAUGAAUAAUGUGUGAGCACAGCAGAAAGCAACAAGCUCCUCCUCCAUUAUAAUGAAGGAACAGGGCGUGAAGUGGGACUGUAGUACCAGCUGUCUCCCAAAAACCUGUUUGGAUGUUGGAAAACCUCCAGUGUCAAUAACCUGCCCAUAUUCAGAGCUUGCAUUAUGCAAAUGCUUUAGGCUGCUGGCUGUUGAGGUGUGUCAGAACAUUUGAGGGAGUGUUCCUUAUGAUGCAGCAGAGGGUGCUCAAGGCUCAGCUUGACCUAUUCUGGAACGUGGCACGAUUUAAGUAAAAUGUUUGCUCCAUUGCCUCAAAAAUGAGUAAGUUGAAUAAAGGAAGUCUAAUUUUUUAGUUAGUGAACUUUUUCUAAGGAAAUUGGUAAAAGGCCUGAAGGAUUUUCUGUUUAUAUUCAAUUUGUGAUGUAAAAAGUUUGGAUAUUGGAGUUGUUAGAGCAGCUGCUCUGGUUUCCCUCUCAGUGGGAACUGUGUGCUUUCACUGAGUGUCUGCAAAUCCCUUUUUUUUAUCAUUAACCUCAUUUAACGGAUUAUGUGACACAUGUUGAAGGUUGCCGACCCCCGACUCACACUUUACCAGUAAUUGUGAUUUUGGAGGAUUUCAGGACAAUCAGGAAUAAAUCCUCAUUGUUACAGGAACAAUAACUUUACAGUUCCAGAAAUUAUUUUCAUUUUAUGAGUUUUAUACAGCAAAGAGAUCAAUAUUGCCAACAUUUCUGAAGCAAUCACAGUUUAAAGACCCAAAUCUGAAUAAGUCCAGCUGUUAUUAUGUACCUGAAAACGGUUUCCUCUCUUUCCACUUUCCAUUUGAUUUAAGGGAUACAAUUGUAAUACCUAAAAUAAAAUCAGCAAAAAAUGUUUUAGAACAACUACUUGCCUGCAUUUCUGCAAAUUCAUUUAAUAUAGCUUGAAUUGGGUCUUUAACGUCGUGAUUGUUUAAGAAAAAUAAUAAUUCCACCCAAUCCACCUCCACCUUCUGUCAACUAUUCUUUCUUUCACUUUCUUUCUCUUUUUCAUCCUUUCUUUGUCUUUCUUUGGAUCUAACUUUUGCCAUCCAUCAAAGCGGAUAGAAAGUGGAAUUACAUCAUCUUAGUGAAACGGCUCUCUAUAGAAGUGCAAGAGCUCAUCAAAUCAUACGAUAGCACCUACUGGAAAUAGCCAUGAAAGUGCUGUUUUUGUCUUCUCAGUCUGAGAAAUGAGCCGACACGGCAGCUGGAUUAAUGCGGGACACCGUACUGUGCUGUCUCUCGUCUUCUCAGGGAACCUCUAGGUGCGUCAGGUGAUACUGCCGGGUCUGAGAGCCUACCAGCACUGCUACACCACUGUAUUACUAAAGCCAAGGGCGUGGCUGCCAAUAACAAUAACAACACGACAUCCACAAGGAGAACAGGUGUGUCUCCCUCUCAGACCCAGCAGCAAUCUCGGACACCCCAAGAGGGAGAGGAUCUCAACUCCCACAAAAAGAGGAAAAAGCAAAACAAGAAGAACGCAUACCGCUAUUUAACCUCCCUCCUGCAUCGUAGGCAGUCUGAGGAGGACCAGACAGGCAUUUUGGCCAGUGCUGACUCUGAGGGCCCAAAUUACGGGACUCUGCGCUGACCCCCCGGUGCCCAUCAAGCCAUUGGACUCCACAAAACAGGCCCCUUCCCCGGCUGACCCCACCUCGGCUUUCCCCUACCGCGCCACAGUAACGACAAAUAUGUUUCUUAUAAUCUCUAAAAGUCGAUCCGUGUUUGAGGAGCAGUGAACGUGGCGCUGAACCCUCUGGAGCUCUAAACCUCAUCUGAAGACAAGAACAAUGGCUUCUCUGAGUUUUCACGACUACUACUCCUCGCUGAGGAGUCUCACACAGAAAAUGCUCUGAAAAUAUAUUAUGUACAUAAAUAGUAAAACAAGGGAAUUAAGCUUCCUCUUACAGUAAUAAAAUGUGUUGGUUGAGUACAUCACAACACGUUAAAGGUUUUUCACACACUGGUCAUUGAGAGGUCCAUGUCUUUAGGUAUUUCAGUGAUGCAGCGUACUGUUAAGCCUGGUGCGUCCUUGUACAGGGACACGAGUAAACCUUUCCUACAAUACAAAUAGUGUCAGUAUUUAAACACAGGGUUCUUACCACAAAAUAUACCUCAGAGUACACGCAGAGUUGCUGUAAUUCUUGUGGUAUACUGUACGUACUUGACCUUUUUACAUAGAAAAACACAUGGAUAAAAAGGUUUCUAUCACUCACCACUCACUCAAAUGGAUAAUAUGGCCUACCUUUAUUUGAUUUAGGAGCUUUUUAUUAUUGGUGGCAUAAUCUGUUUACUUUGGUUUGUAAUCCAAUGCCAACCAUUAGAAGAGAGAGUCUUGACUUUUGUGCUUGGUGGCGCAGUGUGUUUACACUCAUCAUUGCAGCACAGCAUUAAGACAAAGAUCAUAGCCUUCAUGAGAACUCUCCAACUUAUUUUGGACUUUAAUGCUCAGCAGAGGAUGAACUGAGGAGCGACGUGACAAAUUGUGAAGAGUGUGUAUGCAUUUCAUCAUUGAGGAAUCAUUUGUGAAACUUGAGGGGCCUUUUUUUCAUUUGCCUUUGUUGUUUUUUUGUUUUUUUUUGUAACAUAAACUGCCUUUUUCCUUUGCCUUCUCAUAUUUGUCUCUCAAGCGGAGAGAGAGACCCCAAUAUUAUGUGCGAUUUUUACUUUUUCUGCCAAGGACAUGCAUGAGAAAAUUCUACAGAGGAUGCAUUAAGUCUUACUUUGCUUUUUUUUUAAACAUGAGUAACUGCUUCAUUAGUCCAAGUGACGGGACAGCACCAGAAUACUUGUACAAACGUCAAUUGGAAAAUGAUAUGAAUAAUAAAUUAUAGGCACUGUACAUGCCAAUAGAAACUAGUACAGUGGGGGAUGUUGAUGUUUAACAGCAGCUUUUAGAGGAGAAUGUGACCGCUUCAGAGAGCUGUUACUGUAACUAGCAAUCGGAAUCAUUGAAACAAAUGGCCACCCUGACUGUUUAUCUUUAAUUGUAUAUUACUUGCUAGCUACUACUCUGUACGUUUGUUAAUUUUUCAACACUAACCGAUAAUGAAUGUAUGUUUUGCUGUACAGGAAAUGAAUGUCCCAAGUUACAGUGCAUUGAAUGAUGACCCAUUGUAUUACUUAUGGUGCAGCUGGGAUUGGUGAAACGACCAGUUGGCACGUUAGGUCCAGAUUCCAGUAUGCGAUCCCACUCAAGCUCUGAGCCACGUUCCCUUUUGCUCUCGUCGGCUACUGUAAUAACUUUUUUCAUUACGUUGCUAAAGCUAGUUCAAUCACUCGAAGACAUAUCAAACAGAUUCCCAUUUCCAACCAACAAAUCGGAGGUUUUCUGCUAAAUGUCCACAUGAAUGACUAUGAAACCUUUAGACAGGUGAGAAAGAGGUGACUGCCUGAAAGUGAGCGUCAAAGUGCAUAUUCUACUUUAACAAAUUGGUUUCGUGUAAGAUAUGAGGAAAAAAAAUCUAUAUUUGUUAUGUACUGUACAUGGUGUGUAUUGUAUUUGUAAAGAUAACUCGAACCAUGUUUUACAGGAAGACCUUCUCAUAUGAGUAUGUAUGAAAAGACGGGAAGAAUCCCAAGUAAAAAUAAAUUAGAUUAUAUAUCAAAGUAUUUGCUUACAGUACGGCUUUAAGUGGAUAAUGUUUUUAAAACAUUUUAAGGUGCCUAAUUUGUCAUACUUUAGCAGACAUUAUUUUAUCUGAGAAGAAAAGAAAACUUAAUGUUAGUACCGUACAGUGUAUUAUUGCCAUAGCCCGCUGGCUGCACAAGUUGAGUAGUAUUUUCUCUGAUGUAUAGUAUGUGGAUGCCCAUUGGGGAAAGCUUUAGAAGCAAAAAUGUGUUGCCCACUAUUAUAUUUCUGGAACAAAGUAACACUGUAUUUUGCCUGUUCAUGAGCACACAUGUAGAUUCACUCCAAGAUCUCUUCGCCUUCACUUGUCCAAAGCAAAUAAACAGAAGGAAACUUUUUUCUAAGAGUAAUGGACAUGCUAUAGUCAUGUACAAAAUGUGCUGUGGAGGAAAUUGUGUUUACAUUAGCUCGAUGAAGAAAAGUGUGUUAGGGCAUAGUUGCUUUGAACAUUACGACUUGGUGCUAUGUUUAACUUUGUGGUGCUGUAGAAUAGAGGUCUGAAGAUUUUUUUUUUUCUGUUUCCACAAGCAACUUCUUCCAGCCCUGUGUGGUUGAGCAGCCAAACUAGCUCUGUUAGACACUAUAGGUCCUUAUCAUAACUGUGUGACAACAGUGAUAAACAAUACUGGAACGUAGACGUAUAACCUCAAAUAAUAGACUUGUGACAUUCAAUUGAACUCAAAAUUACCUGUUUUCUAUAGUGUGUUUGCAAUGUCUGUUUGUGCUUCCAAGGUACCCUCUCUAAAGUAUAUUUGUUGAUGAUACUGAGAAUAUUUACCCAGCCUAAGUGGAGAAACAUACCCUGACUUAGAGUACUACUCACCACAGGACACACAGGGGAGAAUCUGAGAGCAUUGUCAGGUCACGUGAAGAUCUUUUCUACAUACUUCCUGUAGGUUAUUUGGUUAACAGCACCGUUUUUCAAGCACACUACUGCAGGCGCGUAACCACCUCACGUCAUCCCACCACCUCUUCCCAGGAAGAAUUCCUAUUAGUACUGUACAGUAUAGCCAUGGGUAGUACACAAUUGUAUCUCUCCUCCUGGUACAACGGUUUGGGGAAAGCUCAUACAUCCUCCUCUGGUUUUUUCAAAUGGAUGCCGUCUUCCGGGCGCUUUUUUUUUUUCUUUUUUUUUUCUCACCUGCAACAGAAACAUGUACAGUGUUUAAGAGGGCUGCUUUGGACGCACUAUUAGCAAAGUUUUUCAUUUUUGUUUUUGUUUGUUUAGUUUUGUUUUCUGCUUACAGCUUUUAGUGCAUCACUAGUUGCUAGUAGGACGAUACUUAGAACAGAUUUGAUUUGUUAUGGUAUUAAUCUUGCAUGUAGAGACAAUACAAAAAUGCCUAUUUAGCAAUCAUUCAUGGACAUCUGAGCUGGUUGUUAUUGGACGGACGCUAGAAGUAUGUAGUAUUUUCUAUAUUCUCUGUUUUUUCAUGUGUACCAGCACUGAGAAACUAGAAUGUAUAAUUGUCGUAGGCUACAAUAAGCACUACAUUGUUGACUGUUUUAGCUAAUGCUCAUAUUCAAUUAAACCCAAGUAGUGCUUAAAGGAAGAAAAUUCACCAUAUUUCAUGUCAUUUUCAUCCACUCAACUCUGUGCUGUACAUCACAUGUUUACAUUCUGUAUUAUAUGUUUUUUUUGUAUAUGUCCCCAUAAUGUUCAUAUGUAAAUAUCUCGGAAAUUCUUUUUCUCUUUUUAAUACAAUAACCUGAUGCUUCUGUUUUCUGCCAGUUUUUAGAACUGUCUUUCUGUUCUGUCACUGCAUCAGGUAUUUAGGCUUCACUUACCUUUUUGUGAGCAAUUAACUCAUACUGUAUGGUGCUGUACCAAAGCCUUAUGUAUAAUAUUUGUGUUACUUUUAUCUCAUUUGCCACUGCUUUUCAGUGAAUUCUGUAUCGUCUGAAGUCAUGUCUGACUCACUCCUUCAUGUUCAACUGCCAUGGAUCUUGUUUCUUUCUUUAAGUAAGCAGAAACCUGAAUGAACUAUGAUGUAAAAACAUUGGCCUGUUUACCAAACUGGCCUGGAUGUACAGCAACAGACGCCAUCACAAGCCUUCAUAGGGAAAAUGCACAGGCUCGCUCCUGGUUGGCUCAUCAUGACGUAGACAUGGGCCUAGCACAUGAUCUAUGCUCUAUCUAUGGCAUGUCUGUGAGAAUAUGAAAGCAGUGUUGUAUUCAUGUCACCAUAUCAUUUCAAAUGCUUAGUCCCAUACAAAAUUUUCCUCUCAAAUUUUUGUAUUUUGAUAUAAUAAAAAAAUCAAAAGAG